UUUUUCCACAUUCUUAAACUAAGAUAUAUUUUUGUUUGUUUUUCCCUUCGUGAAUUAAGCUGACCACAAAAGUAAACAGUGAAAAAUAUAUAGGUCCCUAGUGUGUAUUUUUGCACCUUUCAGAAUUAUUGUCAAAAAUAGCUCAGACCGUCUUUGAACUAAAAGAAUUGCUAAUACAAUAAAAAGGAAAAAGUUUACUAUUUAUCACUUAGUGAAUUUUAAAAGCUAGUAAAAAAAUUCAGAAGAUACACAUCUAUAUAUCAUUUUUUAUUAUUGAAACACAAUAUUUUACAUCAUCACUAUAUCUAUUUGGCACAAGCGUAUUGAUUGUCAAGACGCGAAUUUUGGACAUCCGGUCUUAAUCUUUCCCUUUUAUUUAGGUUCUUUUUGUGUGCAUGAAAGGUAAGUUAAUCUACGUGACCAUCAUUUAGGAUACUAUUGUACUUUUAUUCCUUUUAUGUAAAGGGAGAAUACAUAUAUAUAUACCCUAUUUCUCCAAGAAAAAGUGCAACGAAUAUCUUCAUUAUUGUCGUUUUUUUUUGUUAUAAAGAAUCUUCUUUUUUCUUAGUAUUAAAUUACAAAUCUUUUUAGCUUUUUCCCCGUGAUUUCGUAUUAGUUUAAUAAAUCAAGUACUGGGUUUCCUUUUUACAUUAAACUAUUUUAUAACCUAAAUUUUUAAAAUAUUUUACAAUCAAUCAGAAAGUAUUAACUGGUACUGGGUAACUUAAUUCCUCAUUUCUAUACACCAACCCCUUACCAUAGCAACCCUCGGGGCGCGAAGCCUUACUACAUCUUUUAUGCACUAUUGAUUUUUCAAAGAAAAAAGUUGCCCUUAACUGUUGGGGUUUAUUUUUUUUUCUUUACUUUUUCCUAGCUAACACCAAGUUGUUAUCCAUAUACUAUCUCAUAUAUAUACAUAUAUAUAUAUAUAUAUAUAUAUCACAUAUAUGAACGUAGAUAUAAAGAUAUAGUUGUACAUACUUUUUCAAUUCCUUUUGCCAUAAUAUUGCCUCUGUGAUUAUCACACACUAAAAAUAGGAAGGAGGCAAGUAUUAAUAUUCCUAUUACCUAUAUAUAUAUAAAUACAUAGAUACGUAUCUAUAUAUUUAUAUAAAAACAUAUAUACUACACUAGACUCUGAGGGAAGUGUCAUACGGAUAGUGUAAAUACGAAAGGUUCCUUUACGUGUUUCAGAGGUUAUAAAAUACGAAGCGUAGUCAGUACGAUAGCUUUUGGAGAUAAUAUCAAAUGUUGCUUCCAGAUACGCCAGAAGCCACCCACGACACUGUUUUAGGCUGCCCGGCAUGCAGUUUCUUGUGCUGCUCGAUGAAUCAAAUGUGCCGGCACAUAUGCGAAACCUUACACGGACUGGUAAAAUGCCCACUGUGUGAUACAUACAUUGUUGGGAGAGCCUUCCGUGCGAGCAUCAACAAGAUUCUAAAAGCAAACAAAGCAAAGGAAAUCAAAGCAGGGGUUUCUGGUACCGGAGCCGCCACUGCAUCAUCAACAGAUGCCCUCUUGCAGACAAGAUCUCCGAUUUUAGCGAUUGAUGUGUCCACCCACUCCCAUCUUGCCCUCUAUCCGGACAUUCGUAUUAAUGAAAAGGAUGCAUUCAAGCGACCAGGUAGACCAGAAGAUUACGGGCUAGAGCCUGUGAAAAAGACCGAUGCAGCCAGUCUGCGAUAUGCGGCAUCAACACAUCAAUCCACACAAGCAGUAUGUUUGAGUAGUCAAGACGAUACUUUUAGUGCUUCUAAAGUGACAUUUCGAUGUAUGGGUUGCUAUUUUUGUUACGACACGUGGACUAAGAUGACGAAGCAUCUUGAGCAUUCGACACACACUCUACCGCGGUGUGCGCAGUGUAAUAGACUAUUCAUCUGCUUUGGUCCAUGGAGACCAAACAAACAUGAGGAGAUUACCGAACACCUGGGAUUCUGGGGAUUUUUUAAUAAUAAGAAGAACUAUCUGCUUGAAAACCAAGGGCCUUCCCAUUACAACAUUCACAACAAAUUCACUGGGUUUUGUAUUUUGCAAUAUACAUGCGUGUGCGGCAUUACUUUCACGCAUCCAGUCCAUUUAGCUGAGCAUCUUAGAAGUGUUCACCAUGUGGAUUGUAUUAAAGACGAGGCCGUAUGCAAGACGUGCAAUGUGCGACUCACACUCAGGGAUAUGAUCCUGCAUCUUCGAGCCCCUGCCGAAAAAAAACAGGACCCAGAGUCAAUCGAGGAGAGAAAUCUUGAAGAAACUAAUCCAAUCCAAACUGCUCUUCAAGAAAUUUCUGACUUUACCUCCAAUGAACACGACACUGAAUGUGGAGGGGAAGCCUUUUCUGCGAAUCCCUUCCUCGCGCAUCGUCCGCUGAUUCAGCCCAUCGAACAAAGUAUAUUGGGCUUACCUUCUGAAGGAAAAGAACCUUUCUACAUUGUGGUGUACCAGUGCUGGGAGUGUUUCUACCUAUUCACCUCCUGGAAAAGAAUGGUGAACCACAUCAUAGCCACAAAACACUGUCUCAGUUUUUGUGUUGAGUGCAAGGAAUACCUAAGGCCGGCGAUGAAUGCGAGCAAGCUGAGCAAGAAGACGAAUCUAAUUGGACACCUCGAACACAUUCAGAAGCAUAAAAAUAUAAUUGGUCCCCCUGUGACACCUGAUUCGCUCGAAGUGUUAAUAGACGCCUCUGAAAACUCCGUCCCCGGCAUGUUUGAUCCUCUGCAUGGACGUGUGAGUCUGAGUCUGGGCGCCGAUGAUGCCAUUAUCUUCUGCUAUCAGUGUCCAGGUCACAAGGUCAAUUGCUAUGAGGUAUUUCUGUAUUAUGGGGACCUUGUGGAGCACCUAAUCACCACCGGGCACGGAAGACACCCAGAAAAUCCAGACCUCCUCGAAGCGCCAAUGCCUAUGGUCACCUAUCGCGCAAAGUUUACCGUCAUACAGCUUGUAAAACAUUUUGGUUUCGUGAAGUGCGCAUAUUGCAAGCGGCCGUUCCCACAGAAACGUUUACAGGUCCAUGAGGCGAUUUGUCAGCAGUGUUCAUUGCAUUCUCCAACAAUGGAGACGGAAUAG
Messenger RNA from Phytomonas sp. EM1, 3057 nucleotides. NCBI's taxonomy places the organism in Eukaryota, Euglenozoa, Kinetoplastea, Trypanosomatida, Trypanosomatidae. The record is from the annotation of a GenBank genome assembly.